Molecule: messenger RNA, 12757 nt
Organism: Micropterus salmoides (largemouth bass)
Lineage: Eukaryota; Metazoa; Chordata; Actinopteri; Centrarchiformes; Centrarchidae
Gene: lrrk1
Product: leucine-rich repeat kinase 1
Exons: 38
Coding region: 228-6338 (2036 amino acids)
Biological process (GO): protein phosphorylation
Molecular function (GO): ATP binding; protein binding; protein kinase activity
Source: RefSeq, a predicted model, not a curated record
UGAUGGAGCGUGUAAAUGGAAAGUUUGCAUUGUGGAAUCAGGAAGUUGAGUAAAACGUCCGUGUCAGAUAGUACUGUAUGCCUGCCGCUGCUGAGGACCUUUAGGCUGUGAACCGCUGUGGAGAUGCGUACUGGACCUCUGAGCCAUGUGGGUGACAGCUGAAUCCAGACCUCUUCUCUGUGGAGGAACUCUGCUCAGAUAGUGGUUGACCUUGGACUCCAGUAGGAAUGUCCUACUGGUCAGUUGGCCUUCCCCAGGAGUCUGGAGACACUGCCAGCAACAUGGAGCAGCAAAGCAGCCCUGGGGUGGAAAUGGGAGCCAAGGCAUCACUGGUAGAGGAUCAGGGGCCCGCCUCUGCACUGGUUUGUUCUCCCACUCUGGAGAACAUCCAGGCAGCGUAUGAGGAUGGAGCGGAGGAGUCUGCCAGGGAGCUCAUCCAACAAGCCUGCUGCUUGGAGUGCAGCGCGGGAGCUCCCCCUAUCGAUGGGGUACGUCUCCUGUGCAUAGCCACUCAGCAUGGUGAUCUGCAGAGUCUGCAGUACCUCCUAAAAGAAGCACGUAUUCCUGUGCCCCAGGAGCCAUCCAACAGCAACCCAGCCAUCCUGGCAGCAUACUAUGGCCACACAAGCCUGGUUAAAGAGCUGCUGGAUUCUAUACCUGGUCCAUGUCUGAGGAGAGACUUGCUGAACAGGAUGCUGGCCACGUCUUGCCAGCAGAGUCACCUGGACGUAGUCCGGCUGCUGGUCCACGGCUAUGAUGCUGAUGCUAAGGACUGUGCCUUCCUCAGUGAUGAGUUUGCUGUCAUCACUGGGCUGCCACUGUAUGCUGCUGCGCGAGCAGGGAACGAGGAGAUAGCUCACUUCCUACUGCAGAAUGGAGCAGGAUUCUCCUCAUACACUCUGAUGGACCAUCCAGCCUUCAGCAAACACCUGCUCAGACUUAAACUCCAGGAAACCUCCAGCGCAGAAGGAGAGAAGCAGGCUGUCAGUGUAUGUUGGAGUGGUCUGCAGCUGCCCUGGCUGGAGCUGGAUUGGUUCAUGGAUGUCUCCUCACGUAUCAACCACCUGGAUCUGUCGUCCAACAACCUGGCUGCUCUUCCGUCUGUCGUGCCCUGGGGUCUCAUCCACCUGCAGACCCUAGAUCUUUCUAACAACCUGCUAAAAGAGCUGCCCGCUUCUCACAAUUCCCAAGAAGUCAUCUGCUCCAGUUUAAAGCAGGUAAAUCUGUCUGAGAACCAGCUCACCAGUUUGCCACCGGGAUUUCUCCAUCUGACCAACAUCCGGAGACUUUCUGCUGCCAAGAACCAGCUCACAAUCCUAUUUAACAUCCCUACCACCACUAACUGGAUCGGCCUUCGUAAGCUGGAGGAGCUGGAUGUGUCUGAUAACUGUCUGACCAGUCUGCCUACCGCUGUCCUGCACUGCUUGAAAUCCCUCAGAUUCCUCAAUGUGUGCAGGAACAAGCUGAGCACCUUCCCUGACCCCUGGGCAUGUCCACUGAAGCAAUGUAAAGCUUCCUCCAAUAUGAUUGAGAGUCUUCCAAACACCAUCUCUAUCUUCUGGAGGUCUCAGCUGCAGGAGGUGGACUUCUCUGACAACAGCCUGGAGGAGUUGCCCUCAUAUAUCUUUGAACUGGAGGCUCUGGUCUCGCUGAGAUUAUGUGGGAAUCACAUUGCGACACUCCCAGCCCCCAUUAAGUGGAAGUGCUCUCAGCUCCGGACCCUCGAUCUUUCCAGGAAUCAGCUGGGCAAAACAGAGGAGGGGCCCAAAUCCAGGAGGCUGGCCUUCCUGACUACAUGGAACAGGAGGGACCCAGACCCAGUGUGUCCGAUAGAGUUUCCCAUGAUUCUGCGGGAUUCACUGGAAGUGCUUUUCUUGAACGACAACCAGCUGGAGUGUGUUCCCCAAUCCGUGUGUGGUCUGCACAGCCUCACUGAGCUCUACCUCUCCAAUAAUCCUGGAAUCCGGGAGCUUCCCGCAGAGCUUGGUCAGCUCUCCAACCUGUGGCAGCUGGACAUUGAAGACCUCAACAUUACUAAUGUCCCCAGGGAAAUAAGACAAGAAGGUCCUGCGUCUGUCCUGACUUUCCUCCGGGCACACCUUCGAAGGGCAGAGCCUUUUAAACUGCUGAAGAUGCUUGUGAUUGGUCCACCGAGGCAGGGGAAGACAACCCUUCUAGAGGCUCUGCAGACAGGCAGGGCAUCCCCCUUCACCCCAGCAGAAUGCAGCAUCUCCACCUCCACCUGGGAGCUGGACAAACCCAACAGAGGCAAAAAUAGCAAGGACUCUGUGGCUUUCAACGUGUGGGACAUUGGCGGUCAGGCCAGCAUGUCCACAGUGAACCAGUGUUUCUUCACUGAUAAGGCCCUGUACAUGGUGAUCUGGAACCUGGCUCUGGGAGAGGAGGCUGUGGCCAGCCUGCAGACAUGGCUGCUCAACAUAGAGGCACGAGCACCCAACUCUGCAGUGGUGGUUGUGGGAACACACUUGGAUCUCAUUAACACCAAAUUUCGCACUGAGAGGCUGGCCACGCUAAAAGCUUAUAUUCUGGCUCUUUGCCGAUCCCCAUCAGGGGCUCGAGCCAGCGGCUACCCUGAUAUAACCUGGAAACACCUGCAUGAAGUGUCCUGUAAAACCCUGGAGGGUUUGGAUGGGCUGAAGAAGCUGAUCUACCAGGUGGCUCUCUCCAUGAAGGACGGCAGCAGCACAGCCUGUGGGGGGAAGCUGCUGGGCAGACUGAUCCCCAAGAGCUACCUGACGCUACAGGAAGCAGUGGUAGCAGAGAAGCAGAGGAGAAAUGCUGAGGGAGAGGUCCAAUACCUAACUGAUGCCCAACUGGACCGUCUCAUUGAACAAAACCCAGGAAGUGACAUCAGGGACUAUGAGGACCUGCAGACCGCCAUCAGCUUCUUAAUAGAGACGGGGACUCUGCUGCACUUCCCUGACACCAGCCAUGGCCUGUGUACCCUCUACUUCAUGUGUCCUGUGUGGCUUUCAGAAUGCCUGGAGAGGAUCAUGCACCUUAAGUCCUCUCGCUCAGUAGCCAGGAAUGGCGUGAUCCGAGCUGAAGACCUCAGGAUGCUGUUAGUAGGAACAGGGUUCACCCAGCAGACAGAGGAACAGUAUUUCCAGUUUCUAGCCAAGUUUGAGAUUGCGCUUCCUGUGGGCAACAAAAGCUAUCUGCUGCCCCACCUCCUUCCCCCCAAGCCAGCCAUGGACAUCCAUGGCUUCCGCCAGCAGACCAGCAACACUCUACAGCGCCUCGUUAAGAUGAGCUUUGUUCCUGCUGGUUUUUGGGAGCGCUUCAUUGCCAGGAUGCUCAUCAGCCUCACAGAGAUGGACCUGCAGUCAUUUGAGCCCAAACGAAACAGCAGGGACCGGCACAGCAGGAACUCUGUGAUCUACAGCUUUGCUGGCAGCCAGCAGAGGAAUCGUUGCAGCACCUUUAGGGUCAGACGAAGCCAGACAAUCUACUGGAAGGAGGGGCUGCUGGUCACUUUCGAUGGAGGAUAUCUCAGCGUGGAGUCAUCCGAUGUCAACUGGAAGAGGAGGAAGAGCGGAGGCAUAAAGAUAAUCUGCCAGUCGGAGAUGAGAGAUUUCUCUGCCAUGGCCUUCAUCACAGACCACGUCAACUCUCUGAUUGAGCAGUGGUUCCCUGCUUUGACGGCCAGUGAGAGCGAUGGGAGUCUUCUCAUAGAGCAGUACGCCCCCUGUCCCCUCUGUUCCUCACUGGGCCAACAGGAGCAGGCAGAGCCCCUAGAUGGCCGGCCAGGAAAGGUCAAAGAGGAAGGAGGAUGUGGGGUAGAUGACGGAGGAGGAGGAGAUGCAGGGGUUCAUUACUUUAACAUGGAGGACUGUGUGCUGGCUGCAGUGGAGAAGGAGUACAUCAUCUGUCCUCGGCACCCUGACCACCCAGUCACCCUCCAAGAGCUGGUCCCAGAACUCUUCAUGACUGACUUCCCUGCACGGCUCUUUUUGGAGAGGGCCCGGCUGGAGUUCUCUGUGGAGGAGAGUAACAUCCUUGGCCAAGGUGGCAGUGGGACCAUCAUCUACCGAGCUCGAUACUGUGACCAGCCGGUGGCCAUCAAACGCUUCCACUUGAAGAAGUGUCGUCAGCAGACCAUCAGCAGCAACACAGACACCAUGGUGAAACACCUGCAGUCUGCAGAUGCCUGUCGGAGCUUCUCUGAAUAUCGCCAGGAGGCCAGUAUGUUGCACUCUUUGCAGCAUCCUUGUAUUGUUUCUCUGGUGGGCAUCAGCAUCCAUCCCCUCUGCUUCGCCCUGCAGUUAGCCCCCCUGGGCAGCCUCAACACUGUUCUGGAGGAGAGGCGCAAAGGCUCCAGGUAUAUGCCCCUUGGUCACAUGCUAACGUUCAAAGUAGCCUAUCAGAUUGCAGUAGGUCUGGCUUACCUUCACAGGAAGAGUAUCAUCUUCUGUGAUCUCAAAUCUGAUAACAUUCUGGUGUGGUCUCUGGAGGUGCGGGAUCCAGUCAACAUUAAACUGUCUGACUAUGGCAUUUCUCGACAAUCCUUCCAUGAGGGAGCAUUGGGGGUUGAGGGCACACCCGGUUACCAGGCUCCCGAGGUCCGACCAGGCAUCGUGUAUGAUGAGAAGGUGGACAUGUUCUCCUAUGGCAUGGUCCUGUAUGAGCUGCUGUCUGGGCGGAGGCCAUCACUGGGAUACCACCAGCUUCAGAUAGUGAAGAAGCUCUCCAAAGGCAUCCGGCCAGUGCUAGGCAGUCCAGAAGAGGUUCAGUUCUACUGCCUCCAUAGCCUGCUGACUGAAUGCUGGGACACCAAGCCCGAGAAGAGGCCAGUGGCCAUGCAGUGCGUGAGGCAGAUGCAGGAGCCCAGCUUCCCCUGCCUCCAGUAUGUGUUAUCUUGUGACAGCCACUCGCAGCUCUUCCUGUCCCAGCAGCAGGGAUACAGCGCUGUGUUCUGGAACGGAGACAAGGACGACAGGAACUACAGUGUGGUGAAUGUGGAGAAGGGCCAGGUUGAGGUGAAGAGGAUGUCCUGUCCAGGCAGCAGGAUUAGCUGUCAGAUGAAGAUGGGUAACACUCUGUGGAUGGCCACUGAGGAUCAGGAAGUGUUCAUCUACAGCUUGAAGGACAUGUGCCCACUCAGUCAACCCCAGAAACAGUUCUCCUGUCCGGCCAUCAUCACCUGCCUGUUCCCUGUUCCAGCAAGAGAACCGAACCUGGCCAGAAUGUUUGCUGGGAUGUCUGACGGCCUGGUGGCAGUGUACAGCUUGGUGGAAGACCUUCCUCUGGAGGGGGAGACCUACCUGUGUUCACACACCCUCAACAAGACAGUGUUUGGCCUGAAGGAUUCAGAUCCCAGGCAGAGACCCUACCCCGUCAGGAGCAUGGCACUGGUCAGCAGUGGCUCCCAGUUAUGGCUCUCAAACGGUCCGGGUGUGCUGGUCAUUGACUGUCUGAGUCUUCAGGCAGUCCGAAGGCUAGAGCUCUACAACCCACCUUCCUCCAUCGUAUCCAUGACAACCAGCUUCAGUCUGUGGGGAGAGGAGGCAGUCUGGACCAUGGAUGACCACAUAAACACCCUGCUGCUCUACCAUGCUGCCUCCUACCAGCUCUGUGCCAAGUACUGCUGCGGAGACAGCAAUCCUCUACGGGACGUCUUUGCUGUGCAACGUCCAGCAGGGAUUAGCACAGUGACAACCAAUGAUCUCAAGACCACCGACCAAGAUGAGAAGCUGGAACGUAUAAAUGGAGAAGUGACAUUGAUCUACAGUGAGGAGGCGGGCACUCAGAUCAUCCAGCACCAGGAUUCACUGACAGACUACUGCUCUAUAUCAUCCAACUGCUCUCUGGAGCCGCAGGGGUCAGACUGUUCCAGCACUGCAGACCUUGGCUCAUUAGCCAGCCGCAGCAGUGGGCCACUGCCUGCAGACCUGGAAGAGACUGGCAGGGAAAAGGAACAGCAGGCAUCCACAAACCCCAGGUCUGAUCUAGACUCUGCAGAGACAGUGAAUCCCACACCGCCUGAGCUGCAAGCCUUUACUGUGUUGCCAGUGAACGGAACUCUGUGGAUCCCCAGGCGUGGUGGAGAUGUGAUGGUCAUCGAAAUGCAAUCACAAUCUGAUCAGCUGAUGGGGCGUGUCAUCGCUGUCCUCAGUCCACCUGGAUGUUUGUCUUUGGGGAUCCUGAAGGAGGCAGCACUAGUGGCAAAGGACACAGUUGUAUGUGCCUUUCAUAAGGAAAACAUGGAGUGGUGCCUGUGUGUCUGGAGGGGCUGGGGCUGCCACGAGCUGGAGGUCUUCUACCAGUCCUACGAGGAGCUGAGCCACUUGGAGACCAGCAUAAGGAAAAGAAAGUAGCUGUUGUGCUGCGACGGCAAGGUGCAGAAUUGCAGCUCUGUAUGGAGGAUGACCCGAAGGGAAUACACACAGACACUCUGCCAGUUCUCAGAGCGAACACGGACAUCAGGUCAUUUUCAUAUUUAGUGCUGUAUGGUAUUUUUGGCCCCUGUUUGAUAUGAGUGGGAUUCAGUUCAAGAUGUGGUGGAUUCUGCCUCCAACUGCUGCAGUCCAUUGUGUAUCCUUUGUCUGUCCAAUUCAGUUUCCCUUCAUUUAACUAUUCCAAUCUGCCCUCUGGAGGUGACACUCAAUGUGGACAUUCGUAAAGGAAAAGGGUUAAUUGGUAUUAACAGCAAUGUUCUUGAAACAAACAGCUGGUUGUGGAUUGGUGGAUGCAGUAGAUGUGUACAGAGACAUCAUUAUCUGUAUCUGUUUAACCAACAAAAUGAUCUGUCUUUAUAUCUGUAUUCAGAUAGAGGGCCCAAUGUGGGUAUGGUUUAUAAAGGAAGCCAUGUUAAAUCACAUGUUGUAUUUUCUAACCUCAUAUACACUGGCAAUGGAAUUGUUUUGCCUUUAAAGCAUCAACUUGAUAAUAUAAUAAUACAUCCUACACUUUUCAUCUCUCUCUCUCUCUUUUAUUUUUUUAUUUUUAGCCAAACAAACUGUCUGAACCCUCCACCACCAAACCUUUAACUGGGAGACAUUGAACAACCAGAAACUGAAGAACAAUGUUUUCUAAAUUAACUAUAUAGAACCAUAUCCUUCAGUUGAGGGGAAUAAUUUUAAAUUCCAAUGGGCUUCAAUCACAUUAAAUGUCAAUCCAACAACACUAGUAGAACAACAUGGCGCCACCGAGCCAUGAUGUCCAAACAAUCUGCAUAGACCGAUUUUGCAGCCUGUGCAUAGAACUGAGUUAUAAGUAUACAACAGCCUUCUUCUGUACAGCAUCACUACAGUUAACCAGAAAAUCACCAAACAAAUCACCAACAAUAAAUAAAAAGAGCUGAGGAUACUGUGGCAGGUGCAACAAGCAAUAUUAGGUUACAGAAAUGAAAUAAAACAUAAGCAAUGCAAAUAAAACAGAGGUGUAUGAAAAAUAUAAAGUCCACAGCGGCUCCAGCCACAAACACACAUAUCAAAGCAGAGAGAGCGGCGCAGUUUUCACACAUUGUGACAGAUGCACACUGCACUGUGGUACACAGGGAACACAGUCAUUGUACUCACCUGUCUAAAUGUCAUUCUGUUUAUAUUAUGGCCAAUCCUCUCAGCCUCUGGGUCCAAAUAUAACCAGUCCACCUCUUUGUCCCACUAAAACCAGUCUGCUUAGCCUACUGCUGACAAACUGCUAGGCCUGGCCCGGGAGAGACUGCAUGUAUCCCCCAACACUGGCCAGUGGAGCUGGGGUAGAAGAAAUAUGCAUUUUCAUUCCAUUAUUUAUGCUUUCCUAAAUAACGGCACUGACACUUUCACACACUUGUCCUCUCUCAUCCAGUAUAUUUUAGCUUUGGCAUAUGAAUCUGCAUGCCAGCUGCAGCUCCAAUUGUUACCAAAGUGGCCUGGAAGCAAAAAAUGAACAUCUGUGUUCUGUGUUAUGCAACAGACCAGUGGUUCCCAGCUUGUGCCAAUAAAAACCUAAUACUUUUGACGGAUAAAAGACCACAAUGGUUUAAAUGAUUCUGGCAUAAGCCUCCACUGUGAGUUACUUGCUCGACUGUGUUCCACUAGUAUCUGUACCUCAAAAAGAAUAAAAAAUAAAGAUGAAACCACUUUUAUUUAAGUAGUAGUUUCCUCUGUAGAAGACAACAUUGGAUUGUUCAGUAUAACUAUGGUGGACAUUGCUUCUUUAGCCUUAUUUAUUAAAACAGCAUGCUGUGAUAAAUCCUCUCAGCUGCAGUUUGUUUGGUUGGGCUGUAAACACCAGUAGACCAGUCCCUAUUCGGUUUGAUUUCUGACAGACUAGCUGCUGGAACUUGUAUUAUUAAAAUACUCGGCCAUUACUACCAGUAACCAUGGGGUGUCACCAAAUCAGCCAGGACACCUGCAGGCGGACUGGAUUAUGCUCUGACAACUGCGGCGUUUACCAGCGGGAGGAGCUCAGAGUUGACUUUUAUUAAAUUAACUGUUUAUUUAAUUUAUGGGAUUAAAACAUUGAUUUAUCUACACAUCUGCGCUUCUCAGCAGCAAGCAACCAUGUGUUUCUGACUUCCACUGUUGUUGUUGCCGUCUGUGGGCACCAAGAGCUCUGUGAUACUACUUCAUAUUUAUAUAAAAAAUGGACAAAACUGGACAUUUCUCGGAGAAAAUAAGGCGAGGAAGUUGAUCUACCUGGUGAGUUCAGAAUUCCAGCUAUCGUUGUACUUUACUGUAAACAAGUUAGCAUAGCAUAGCCCCGAUCGAUCCAAACUCAUCCAAACAUUUGAAAAGUUGUUGACCUGCUGUCUUGCUGACAGCCCCGACAAAGCAUGAAUUUAUAUAUUGUAACAAAUCGGCAUCAUGUUGUAGUUUUUUCCACUAUUGUUUUGAUCUGUUUAUUGUAAUUAAAUCAUUUCAUACCACUGUAGUAAUUACGGGUUGUGUUUAUUCGUAUUUUCACUAGCAAGGACCACAAUCAGGUGUGAUUAAAUGAUUUAUUGAGUAACAAGCAGAAGAUGUAUGAAGCUUGCAGUAGCUGAAUAGACAUUAGAAAGCGUUGUGGGGAAGCUACGAUAGGGAAAUCCGCCGUAGCACCUGGGCACGACGGACCCCCAAAACCAGAAUUGAGUAGCUGCUAGACCGGUCUCAGACGAUCUCGCAUGGUUGUGCGCUGGAUUUCCCUAGUUCACGAGGGUCUUAGAGGGUUCAGAGAUGACUAGACUUUGAAGAAAAGAUGAAAGUAAGCUGCCCCAAUUGACUGGACUUCAGAUCGCUUUGGUAGAAAGAAUAUAGAACCAUAUCCUUCAGUUGAGGCGAAUAAUCUUAAAUUCCAAUGGGCUUCAAUCACAUUAAAUGACUCAAUUGCGGGCAUGAGAUGCAGUGAAAUGAAACUGAAGAGAGCGAGCGUGGACGUGACGGCUAAGGUUCAAGUCAAGUGAGGGAUGCUGUAACUGGCGCAGAUGGUGUGGAUGCAGACCGGACGGAGAUUCUGCUGUAAGAGAAAGGCUGCCGGGGUCUUGUCUCUUGACGUUGAGUGCCUCUAAGAAGUUGGGUUAUCCGGGAAUGCGUUUGGAAGCCAAUGCUUCCGCUAAGAUGGACUUCAGUGGAGUGCGUUUUGUUGCCACUGUGGGCGUGUUGGUGAAAUGAGAAGUGGUGACGAGAUUGAAUGACGGGGAGGUCAUGUUGGGCUUGUUGUGACGGUGGCUCAGUUCUUUGAAGCAAACCUGUAACCCAAGAGAGGGCUAUGCUGUUGGCUGGCUAUGCGGUAGUAGAGUUUCGGGGAGCAUUUUAGCAAUUAGUCUUCUUUGUAGAACCCCCAAAAACCUGCAGAAUAUGUGGCGGCGGUGUACGAUUGGUUUCUUGGGGUGUCGUGGUUGUUUGUGAAAAGUUGAACCGGUCCUGUUGGCGAAGGUUGAGCCAAAGCGAGGAGGAAGUGGUGAUUGAAUGCUGAUUGCAUGGGCUUUCAAUCCAGAUUAAUGUGUGAGGUGGAUUGUGUCGAGAGUGAAUCCUAGAAAUCUAGGGUCUUGGGAACACCUGCUGUUUCUAUGCAGACCUUGGAACCCGGAGGUUGGAGAAACCAGAGAGCUUGGAGCGGCGGCAAUGGGUUAGAAUGAGACCGGGAACCGCUUGGGGGGCAUGUUGGGGUUGCGUGGUCGAGUGGACCCUGGUUACACCACUGAAGCAAGCUGUGGCUUGGGAGCAGUCUGGAUUUUUGGUAAACCUGUGCCUCUGACUUGGGGACCGAAUCUAGGAUAAUGGCCAUGUAAUCGUUUUAGUGUAUGGAGAAGGUGGACGCAACUUAGAACGAGAUAUCGUGUAGUUUACAAUGUGUUUGAGUAAACUAGUGAGAUGAAGAACGGGAGAUGGAGAUGAAGAACGGGAGAUGAAGAAUUAGGAUUAUGAAUGACUUCGCUUGUAAUGAUUAAGAACUCGAAAGAACUGUACUUGAGUGGUUAGCUUGUGUGCUGCUAGCAUCAUUUAUAACAGAACUGGAGAUUGCUAUUGAAAGAUAAGCGAAGAAGUGAAGCAUGAAGUUCCUGUCCUUUGAAUCGAUUUCCAUCAAUGAUUUUUUGGAUGGUUCUGUGUAAUGGACCAUUUUGUGCGGUCAGGUUAGUGGUUGAUGGGAACAGACGGUGGGCAUCCUGGUGCCUAAUGCCCCUACUGAGGCUGCUGAGGUUGUUCGAGGUGUACAACUGGGCGCUAGCAUCUCGGUGCUGGGGCCCCCUAUGGAACUGGCUGCUGUAGCUGCUGGACGUGUCCAGCUGUGGCACCUAAUGAAGCCUGCUGCUGUGGUAGGUAGAUGUAGACGCCUGGGGUGCUGGCAUAUCCCAGUACUGGGUACCUGAAGCUUCGGGAGCUGGAUGGCAGGGUGCUGAUGACUCGAUGUGGUUGUCCUGUGUGAUGUAGGCUGCUGGUGCGGUCAACCCCGAUGAGAGGUGGAGGCUUGGAAUUCUGGUGGUGGUUGACGUCCUGUUUUGCUUUGGUACCGACUUCUCUGCUAUCUUGAGAUGGAGGUAAUAUGUGAACUGUCCCUUUAACAGUGGCGCUGACGUCACGGCGUGCGUAAUGCGCCACCUGGAAAGGAGCUGGUGUUGACGGAACUGAAUGCAUGGCACGCUGACAUGAUAGCUUAAAAAGUUUGCUGUAUUGUCUGUUCUCUAAAUCGGAAUUGUUACAUUUAUAACCGUUUUCUGAAGAGUGGCUAUAGUUCGUGUCUUGAUUGUUCGUGAAGACUGUUUGACCCAGGACCUUGCUGGCGCAUGGAAACGCUGUGAUCAGCUGUUUGAUGAGAGGCAGGGGAUUCUUCGGGUGCAAUGUUUCAGAUUGUUGAGGAAAGUGGACCGUGGAAGGUGGAUGGCGUUAAGGCUGGACUCACCCGCUCCCUGGCCGACUUUAGGAUUGUAGAAAGCGGGGCCUCAAGCGUGGAGACGGAGGACAGAAUUUGGCUUCUGGUGCUGGGAUUGCUGACGUGAACAUGGAAGAUGUCUCGAGUCCGUCCGAAUAAUUCAGCGUUCGAUGGGGAUAGCAAUGUGCCGACACUUCUCGAAGAGGUAAGUGUAUGGAAGUAGCUGGUAAUAAUUCGCAUUAUCGGAUGUUAGCGUAGUGUGCUCCACGCGAUGUUGCUUGGUCUUGGUUCGUCUGCGAAAUGCGAGGGCCAUGCAGGAUACGAGGGCGAAGGGGAGGACUUAGGACGUGUGGGUAUUUAUGGAAAUGCUGGCGAUGACUUGCUUGAUGUGUGGUCCCGCUCCUGAAACUCUGCUAAUUAGCACCACAUCGCAUUAUGUGUCUCGGCAGUAGUCCAGCAAGAAAAGCGAUGCAAGGAUUAAAUUUGCAUUCGGUCUUAAAGCACAGUUAGAAAGUUAAAUUUACUUCAGCUCCAAUGAGGCUUUGGCAGUGUGUCAGUAGCUUAUCAUGGGUAUGUUGUUGUUUAAAAUUAACAAAAUAAUAUUUUUUCUUGGUUAAAAUGACAAGGCACUCGAGUUUCAGGAUGUCUUGGAUGAGUGAAAGAUGUGGCUUGCUCCGGAGCUAGUUUACAAUGGUAUUAAAUGAACUUAUUGGAAAAAAUAGACUUCUGGCUAAAUCUGGCAUAUUUACAUUGAUGCAAAGCUGAAAUGUUCAUUAAUGUGCACUGUCCCUUUUGAAUAAAUAAAUAAACAGCCAACUCCUAAUAAGCUUUUUUUUAAUUGCCGCUGGUUAAAUCUACACAGAGCAGCAGACACGAGUCACCUCUAUCUUGAUUGACAGGUCGCUAUGUUAGCGAUUUGUCAAUCACAAGGUAGCCCUAAAGCCUUCACUGUUUAUCGUCUAUUUUCCCCAAAAUGGGACCAUAAUUUACAAAAUGUUUAUCAUUUGCUCUUUUGUAUCAAACCCGAUUCCUCUAUAGAACAGAAUUGUUUCACUUGAUUAAUUUUUUUCAGAAGAUAUUCCACAUUAUGUACUUAAACUUCAUGGGUGGCAAUAAUGGUGAGCAGGACUGUACAUGACACCACUGAGAACAGGGCUUUGGGUGAAGCAUUUUUUAAAUAAACAAUGAAAAGCUGUCAGUCACAGUGGAAAGGCUGAGGACCAAUCAGACCUUUCAUUUUAUCUUUCCAGCCAAAUCAUUUUGUUGACUUAAAUUGGCACAUUGAAUAUCUACUGUGGCCAGGAAAGAACUGUAUGUUGUCCAUAACAGCCUUGUAUAAAGAAGUUAUUUAUUAUUUCAUUAUCAAAAUGAAAGUGUAUUGCAAUGGAAGUUGUUGUGUACAUAAUCACUGUAUAAUAUGAAAGUGAAUAAAGUUCUUAUGAUAACUCUUCAGAUUUGAAAA